ACCAGCGCAUAGAUGCAUCCGAAAACGACUAUUUAUAUUCUCACCACUCGCGUUCGAAUUAGCACGGCAGCAUAAAUAUUUAAAAACGCGCUGGGAACAUGCAGUUGCACAAACGCAGAGCCAAGCAAAAAUAUGGCCAGUAAAUUAUGUCAUAAAUGUGAAAGUGUUUUAAGUUGCACUGCAGCGGCAGCCACAGCAACAACAACAACAGCAGUAGCAGUAGUAAUAGCAACAAAAACUGCACGCAUGUGAGAAAGGAGUGCAAAGUGUGAGGAAAAAAUCAAUUGAGAAGAAAAUUGCAUCUAUGCUGUCGCGGCCGAAACGAAAAUAAGUGAAAGAAAAUAUAUUUAUAUAUAUAUAAAGUGCGUUCGGGGUGUGUGCGUUUGUGUUUGUGUAAGGAAAGGAGGAAGAAGCAGAAGAAAUAGCAAAAGGAGGCAGCAACGACAACAACAACCGAGAGAAAACCGCCAGCAACAACAACAACCAUCAGCAGCCCCCUAAUAAAGAGCAGAGAAAAAAUGAGUUCAAGUUGUGAAAGCAGAAUAGAAUGGGUAGAAAUCAUCGAGCCACGUACCAAGGAGCACAUGUACGCCAAUCUCACCACAGGCGAAUGUGUUUGGGAUCCACCAGAAGAUGUGCCAAUUAAGCGGACCGACUCAUCGCAGUGGUGGGAACUGUUUGAUACGAAUACCCAGCGGUUCUACUACUACAAUGCGGCCACACAGAAGACUGUGUGGCACCGGCCGAGCAAGUGCGACAUCAUUCCACUGGCCAAGCUUCAGACGCUCAAGCAAAACACCGAUCCCAGUGAGCGUCGUGAGCAGACAACGCCCCAAAAGCAUCAGCACGCACAGCAACAGCAGGUGCAACAUCCUUCUCAGCAGCAGCAGCAGCAACAACCCUCACCCAUGUCGGGGCCAAACAAGAAGGGACGGGGCCAUCAGCGGAUCAGCGGUGGCAAUGGUACGGUGGCCAGUUCCGAGGAGAAGCUAACUAGCAAUGAAGUGAUCUCUAGUCCACGUGGCCGUCAAAGUUUUCGCGUUGGCACGGGUGACUCAUCCCGCUCGAUGGAAACGCAGCAGCAGCAUCCACAGGGCUAUGCCUCCAGGCGUUCGCAAGACUCCUGCAACCAGUACAAGGAAUCGGGAAAGUCCAGCGACUCGAGUCUGUCCAGUGCGCAUGGCUACAGGCGGUUUAAUGACGGCAGCGUUCCGGGGUCAGGACAUCCGGAUAGCUUGCGUCUGGGCUCUCUCCAGAAGCAUCAGAGGGGCGGUGGCAAGGACAAUGGAGCUUUUGAGAUGCUGCAAGAGAGCACCAGUUCGCAUAAUUUACCGCAUGGCAGCACCUCCACAUCCUCAUCCUACGCCGGUGGCAGUGGCUAUGGGGACAAGUAUUUCGAUCAUCAGCUGCUGCCCAACCACCUGCAGGGUUACUCCUCCAAGUCGUCGGAUAUUGCCUCCCCCACUCACUCUAUUCACACGCCUCAAUCGCAGAAGAAGAAGAUGUCGCCGGAUGCAGCGCCUGCUGCCCAAUACAACUACGCACAACAGCAGCAUCAGCAAAGGAACGCACAACGUAGUGGCGGAGGUGGCGGUGGCGGCGGAGCACCAGUGGGAAAGUCUUACGGAGGCGAUCGCGAAUACAAGGUAUCGCUGGCCCGCUCUGGCAGUUUCAUGUCAUCGUCGAUCAAUCCCGCCGCCGCCGGUCACCACAGCAAAUCCUAUCGCAAGAGCAGUGCAGAAGCGGCGAAUGGAGGAGCUGCCAGCGAUGACUCCAUGCACGAGAAGUAUUUCAAGUCGGUAGAGAAUACACCGCUCUCGCGCCGCCGUCACACAACCAAUGCCACCAAAAGCGGAGGAGGCCCUGGUGGUGGUGGGGCAAGUGGCAGUAAUACGGCCACUAGUACGGCAGGCAGCGGAAGCUCCAGCCAUAAGAAGCACUCCAGCGACUCCAGUCCGCAGAGUCCUAUUAGUCCGCAGACGAAGAGCUCGCGUCAGGCGAAGACGAGUGCCACCAGUGCUCUGCCCCAGAUGCAGCAUUCCCCACGACUCCAGGAGCCAAGUCACAGCCUUGAUUUGUUGAGUCUGGAAAGGAUUUCGCUCGGGAAAUCGGGGCCCAUAUCGCCAGGAGGUGGCACAGAGAACAUUGGCUUGCUGACGCACUCGUCGCGCGGCUCCAACGACUCCGCUCGCCAGCGGCAGAAGUCCAAUAACUCAACGGCAAAUCGUUCUCAAUCACAUCAUUACCCCGGCCAGGGAUCUUUGCGACACAGUGCCAGUUCCAGCCUAGACAAGCGUGGCUACCAUGGUGGAGGCGGUAGUGGCGAUGGAAGAGGAGGACAAGGAGGUGAAAAGCGGCGCUCAAAGCAGCAUCAGUAUCACCAGCAGGCUGACAACAGCGACGUGGAGUACGACAAUGGAAACACCUCACCCUUAUACACCAAUUGGGAUCAGGUGAUGCCCCACCUACUGCCUCUCAAGCAGUACAUCCUGGAGCAGGCCAAGUUGUCAGGUCGCUAUGAUUACCGUGGUGGGGAUGGAGGCGAUUCGGACUCAUACCAUUCAGACAGUCAGUCGGAGCACUCGCUUUCAGGUCACGAGCCGGACAACGAGGACUCUGAUGGUGGAUCCGAUACGCAUGGCGGCUAUCUGGAGCAUAACUAUGGCAUGAUCGACGACUACGCCAAUAUGGGUGAUAGUGUCUCCUACUAUGCUUGCAUGUAUCCACCGCACGAUCCCGCUGGAAGAGAGGAUAUCUCCGAAAAUGUGGAGGCUGUGCUAGAGGGGAUUGGCGGCAAUGUAACAGAACCUUCAGCUCCAACCGCCACCGUCCCCAAGCCAAAGCCCCGAUUUCAGAACUCAUACUAUGACACCGUAUCGCACAGUCCUUCAGUUGGAAGCGGUUACCACGGUCAGCAGCUUUACUCCAAUACGCCGCCCUAUUCCGGGCAUGGCCAUGGUCAUCACGUUCCACCACCGUCGCUGCCACACCAGCAGCAGCUGCACCUAGAACCGAGUGACGCUAAAGAAAAGCAGUCGCAGACCCUGCCUUCACCGAACCGGCAGAUUUCGCGCCUAGCUGGAGCCGGUCACCUGGGAUCCGGACCAGCUGCAUCAUCCAAAGAAGAUACCGGCCAUGGCCACAGUCUCGUUGCCGGUCAACAGCAGGCUACGGUGGGCAGUUUAACGCCAGCCAGCCUUUCUCGACCUGGUAACAAAAUGGCACCGCCCUCACUGAAGCCCACCAUCCAGCAAAUAUUUCCACCCAGCGAACGGGCGCCCGGAAUGGGAGGAAUGGGUUUGGGUGGCCCUACAUUGGCCUGCAUGAAAGAAUGUGAUAUCGAGAAAUUUGCUGCCGACAAUCUGAAUUUACAUUCAAAGGGAAUCUUUCGAAAGAAGGCAUCUGUGCGCGACAUGCUUAGUUGGACGGCGGAGGGUAUCAGUCGACCUAUGUUAGCCCUGUCCCGGGACAAGGCGGACAAGAAGACGGCCAUCGAGCUGUUCAAGCUGGUGCAGAUCUACAUGGGUGAUCGCAAGACCAGACACACAAGCAUGACUCUGAAUUCAGUGGCCAUAGAAAUUAUCAGUGCAUCCUUACCACAGCAACAAUUAAGAGAUGAGCUUUAUGUCCAGUUGUGUCGCCAGACAACAGAGAAUCCCAAACGAGAGUCGCUCAUCCGAGGCUGGGAACUGAUGGCCAUCUGUCUGUCCUAUGUACCCCCUUCGCCAACGUUUCAACCGACGCUGCUCAAUUAUGUUAAUCGGCAUCGCGAUCCCUCGUUUAACACUUGCUUCAUGGAGGUUAGCAAGUGGCCCAUCCAUGUGCAGAUCUCACACUACGCCACAGUUUGCUGCCGUCGCUUAGAUCGCAUAGGCAGCGGUGGACGGCGACUAGCCAAGAAGCCUUCUGUUGAUGAGGUGGAAAAGGCGCGGCAACAAAUCUUGAGGAAUAGCAUGUUUGGAAACACGCUGUCAGAAGUGAUGGAGCUCCAAAAAGAUAAGUUUCCAUUCCGCAAGCUGCCCUGGAUACAGACCACACUUUCAGAGCAUGUGCUGCUACUCAAUGGAAAGCAGACUGAAGGAAUCUUUCGCGUUUCUGCGGAUGUGGACGAAGUCAAUUGUAUGAAGAAUCGCCUGGAUCGGUGGGAUGUUCCUGAUUAUAAAAACACAAUGGUUGAUGCACAUGCUCCAGCCAGUCUGCUUAAGCUGUGGUACCGGGAACUAUACGAUCCGCUCAUACCAGAUGCAUACUACGAGGACUGCGUAAACACAGAGGAUCCCGACAAAGCCAAAGAAAUAGUUAAUAAGUUGCCCGAAAUAAAUCAGCUGGUUCUAACGUAUCUAAUACAUUUCCUGCAACAAUUCUCGAUAUCCGAGGUUGUUACCUGCACCAAAAUGGACUCCUCUAAUUUGGCCAUGGUGUUUGCGCCGAACUGUCUGCGCUGCACAUCCGAGGAUCCCAAGGUUAUUUUGGAGAACGCGCGCAAAGAGAUGUCCUUCAUGCGGACUCUUAUUCAACACAUGGACACGACGCACGUGGCCAAGCUGGUCUAAUGGAUUGUUGGCCAACUGCGAUUAGCAACUACCUACCUACCAAUCUAUUAAUAUGUAAACGUUAUUAACCUAUCCUAACUUACUACCUACCAAAUCUAACUUAAACUCAAUUUGUAUUUAUACAAAGGAUGAUGAUGAAGAACGAUUAAUCUUAAAUCCUACUUUAACUUUAACUCGUUUUGCUACUCGAAUUUUCUUACUAAUUGCUACCAAAAAACGGAAAGUCUAUUGAUUUUAUUUUAUUUCAUAAUGUCUAGGAGCUUGUUAAGAACAAUGGCAACAACCACAAAUACUCGAAGAUCUUGUAACUCGUAGUGCUUUUUCAAACCAAAAAUAACUGAAAGAUAAAUCCAAAACUGAAAACUCAAUGUGUGCAUGCCUAGUUAUGUCUCAAAUUGUAGUUGAAUUAAUUUAUUUUGCAAUUUAUCUGUUGUUUUUCUUUAAAUGGAAUUUAAAUCAAAGCAAGCAAGCAAGCAAAUACUCAAAGAAACUCUUAACUCUCAAAACAAUGCGAAGCAAAGCAAACCUUGAACAACUUCUUGCGAAGCCUAUAAAUAGUUAUAAAAUAAAGCUAACGAUAAAUUAAAUUAAACUCUA
Molecule: messenger RNA, 5150 nt
Organism: Drosophila eugracilis
Lineage: Eukaryota; Metazoa; Arthropoda; Insecta; Diptera; Drosophilidae
Gene: RhoGAP93B
Product: hornerin
Exons: 14
Coding region: 519-4553 (1344 amino acids)
Biological process (GO): signal transduction
Cellular component (GO): cytoplasm; cytoskeleton
Molecular function (GO): GTPase activator activity; protein binding
Source: RefSeq, a predicted model, not a curated record